GACAAACAUCAACACAUCAUUACAUCAUCACAUCAUCACAUCAUCACAGUUUUAUCCAAAUAUUUUUCCAACAAAUAUAUAUCACUUGUUUGAGUAGAUCAAGUAGUUAUUGUUAAUGAAUUGGACAGGAGGGCGCCUGCAAAGGCAUUCUAGAAAAUCAUCUCGUGGCGGCGGCGGUGGAGGCUUGACCAAACGACAAAAGGAACACUUCGCAAAGGUGAAGGCUAACCUAAGAAGCGGAAGCCAGAAGAACGUUACUACUAAAUGGACAAUAUUCGACAAGAUCGUAGUAGAACAGCCACACGUACGGUCGCUUGGAAGUCAUAUUGAUUCAGUGAAGAAUUCUGAGUGUGGUUCAAGACAAGGAGGGAGAAAUGAAGUUGGGCGGGAAUAUUUUACUGAUCUCCACAAACACAACGAUCUCACGCCCACCCCAAAACGCACAGAGGCUCAAGAGAAGCAUGCAAAUAAUCGUUCUUCGUCAGUUGAAUUCGUUCAAAGAAGUCCCGUUGCCGACGAUGAUUUAUACAACGCUACGCCUCCACCAUUGAGAAUCAAGCGCGAGCAUGCCGCAUCUUCAGAGCUUAGGGAUGAUCCGCAGGACUACGAGGCGCGAGAAGCAAUGGAACAAUCGAUGGAAGAAAGGAGACGAAAUCUAUUGAGUCAAAAAGACUGGGUUGGUUUAAACAUUCAUCAUUUGCCGAAAUUAAAGUUCAACCAACCGAGACAUGAUGAAGAUAUUGGGCGAAGAAGAAAGGUAAAGGAUAGACACAGAGCACGAUAUUCUAAGCUUCAGACAAGAAUCAGCUCGCCAUUUGCCUCAAGGAAAGAUCGAACAAGGGAGCAACAAGAAGCAGGUUAUAUGGAAGAAAGACUGUUGAAAAAUGACGUUAGAAUUUCGAUUGGUGGGAGGAUUGUUCCGCCAGGUAUAAGUUCGAGUUCACGACCGAAAAAAGUCAUUCGUCAAUCUACACCGCAUAUGAAGCACCUAAUGUUGACAUCAGACCAUAUGUUGCUUGACGAUGAGUAUAUCAUGGAGGACCAGGAAGAUUUGAAUAGUGAUAGGUUUCUUUCUGCUUUCGAAGCAAAAAUACAUGGCAAUGGAGAUAACGACAAUUCGGCGAGGAUAAUUUCAUUGGGUAGGUGUUUGGAUGCCCACGGUACGCAUGGAAGUCAAGAAAUUCGCCCAACUCCAAGACGUUCAUCACUACUUAAGACAAUCAACAAAGCUGAAAUCUCACAUGAGUCUUGGGGUAAAGCGUCACCAUUUUCUCGCACAGCCAUCAGAUCGAUUUGCGAUACCAGUAUGAAACAACCAAUGCCCACCCGUCCUGCACAACAUCCGGUUCUCCGCUUAAGCUCACCUAAGUGUAACAGUAGUGUGCUUGCACAGGUCGGGGGCUCGAAAAGUGUGUUUUCCGAGGAUCAAUUGGUGGAUAACGAGAUGUGGAAAGCAUGGAUGCCACUACCCACAGGGAACACAGAGCGCAACAACUAUGAAAGGGAAGAACAUCCGAAGAAUAGGAACUUGUCAAUAAGCCCGGGAGUAAGUGUCAUUCCAACCGUACGUGAGAAGACCUUUAGCAGCUCAAGAUCCAAUGAUGAGGAUUCAGGUGGAAAAUACGAGCAUUCCGAGUCUUGGGGAGGCUGCGAAAGCUCGAUGACACAAGAGCAGUCUACAACAGUACAUAACAGAGAUUGGUCUCCAUCGAAUAACGUCGACAAUAUUUCAUCCAAUGAUAUGCCGCACAGCUCGGAUGUCUAUGACCAGUUUUUCUCAUCUGAUAGAUGUGAGCUUGGAAAUUUGGGAGAGGGACCAUUGAUAUCCACACAAUAUAGGAAUCAGGACAAUACCACAAUCAAACCACAAGACAAGCGAUCGCCACAGAGAACAUCUUCGAGCAUUCCAUGGAAUCCCCCUAGAAGCUCAAGUCCUGGGAUAACCAGGCCUUUCCAUAGCAACUUUGUCAGUAGUCCUUGUUCCAAAGUUCCCCCUAUUCAGCAGACGCCUACCUCUACUAGACAAACAACUGAAUUUGAAAAGACUGCACUGCAACACAAUCAAAUACCAAAGACGUAUCAAAAUUUGGGUAUAAUAGAGGAAUCUCCGACGAAAGGUGUCCAGAGGAAAGUAGACCAAAAUGAACUCUGGAUGAAGUUUGUUUUUGACGAGGCUAGUGAAGAGAAAGACGCGGUACUGAGAAAGACUACAUCUACAGGAUUUGAGCUCGAGAAAAGGGAACCCUCGCCAGCUUUUUCAACCUUUGUGCACAAUUCAGUCGAGUCUGAAAGUCCAUUGCAACCUAGAUAUGUUACGCAAGCGAAUAGUCGUAUCACUUGGCAAGAUCCACAGCAAGGAAACAGCAGCGUAUAUAGGAAUGAAUUUGGCCAGUCCUCCAAUUACUCAACAAUCGCUUAUCAGUCCAGUGUCAACCACGACCCUGUAGGGGCGGCUGCCCGAAAUAAAAGUACACCAUAUCCGUUGGAAGGAAAACAUCAUCAAACUAGUAGAGAUUCGGGUUCAAAUAAUCGUACCUCUGCAGUAGACUCAACCAACUUCGGAAUCUCAAAUAGUAGUACAUCCUCAUCUCCAAAGACGGACUCGCUUUCUAUGAUGGCAGUCUCAGGUUCUCAGAUCAAUACAUCAACAACAACAACGACUCAAAGAUCUUUCCUAGAACCGCAUUGCAAGGUUAUCUUCACCAAACCUCAGCCAUUUAUUGGAUCGAAAUCAGAGGUAAAAUUUUCAUCUCCUGAUAGAACUAUCCGUAUCGGCAGGAAAGAUCUCAAAAAACAGAUGAGCAGUGGUAAUAGCAGAAUGUUUCUGGAAGAGAUAGAGGAUGAUUAAAGCGUCUGCGUGUUUGAAAGAUGCAUUUUGUACUUAUGGUGCCCCUUUUCAAUAGGAUUGGCUGAGUAUAGUAGCUAUUAUCUAAACUUAGAGAGCUGGAAUUGGCUAGAUAUUUAACAUUUGAUUUAUUGCAAAAUAACAGGCAACCAGACA
Messenger RNA from Botrytis cinerea B05.10, 3001 nucleotides. RefSeq lists its product as hypothetical. The transcript has a single exon. Bases 116 to 2848 code for a protein of 910 amino acids. Lineage: Eukaryota; Fungi; Ascomycota; Leotiomycetes; Helotiales; Sclerotiniaceae. The record is from RefSeq and is a predicted model, not a curated record.